UCCCCGACUUCAUACUCUGGCAUGACAUGAGCAUUGCCAGCACUUGAUCUUGUACUUUUGGUCAAAAUUGGAGUAACCAAUUUCUUGUUUUUUGGUUUUUUAAACGUAAGUUUUUCUUCUGUCAGAAGUGUAGUUUCAGAUUCAAACGAACCUCUUCUCUUUUGGAGGAAUUGAAAAGCAGCAACUUUAUUCACUUGAUCAGCAGACACAUUCUUCAUACUUUCCGUUCCGUCCUCUUUCAAGUCAUACUUGGUCCACCUCUCAGGAUGCUUCAUAUAGUCAGGUGUAUACCUAGUCCCAUGUUUCGCCCUGGCAGGAGUUUUGAAGUACACACGAUGAACCCGGCCUCUGUACUUUAAUUCUCCGACGUAGGCAGAAGACGAGCUUUCUUCAGCUGGAGCUAGCUGAUCCCGCCUUACACACGGAGGUUUAGGUAAAGUGCCAAACACACGGUCCGCUCGUUCACGGAAUUGGCUGGAAAGACCAGUAAGCACAGAGGAAUCUCCUCCAACGACUUCACCACCACCCGACAUAAUAUGAAGGUAUAUAGGUGUGGAAAGAGAGUGGGUUUAGUGUCCGACGUGCGCAUGCGCAAGAGCUCACUUUGAACUUUGUGCUUUCUUUGUCCGCUCUCAGCUCGCGUUAGAAUCUUAUCUACCAGCAGAUGAUCCCUGGCAGCAAUUCGACAUGCAGCGCAAUCACUCUAGCCCUGAAGCUAAAGGUGGUGAUGGAGAUUACAUUCCGUACGUUCCAGUAAAGGAGAGAAAGAAAGCUGAAUUUGAGAAGUAUCGUAAACGGCACAGACCAGCUGACAUAGUUGCAGAGGAAAAUAAAGACAUUGGGAGUGAAGAUGACGCUAUUGGACCACGGUCGAAAGUCAGUCUCCUAGAUCAGCAUUCAGAGCUGAAAAAGAAAGCUGAAGCUCACAAAGUUUCCGAGUUAGACAAACAAAAGGAAGAAGAAGCAAAAAUAUUGCACGAUAUAAAAGAGGCAUCGGCUCUGAUGAGUGUUGCAGAGCUUGCAAAGGGUGUGGUUUACACUGAGCCACUUGUCACUGGAUGGAAUCCACCAAGGUAUAUUCUUGAGGCCCCAGAGAGUAAAAAUAACCGAAUUAGAAAGAAAUGGCAUAUUUUGGUCGAAGGAGAUAAUAUCCCACCACCAAUCAAAUCUUUUAAGGAGAUGAAGUUUCCUAAAGUUGUAGUAAAUUCCCUCAAGAAGAAGGGCAUAAUUCAUCCAACUCCAAUCCAGAUUCAAGGAUUGCCGGUCGUCCUCAGUGGUCGAGAUAUGAUUGGCAUUGCCUUCACUGGGUCCGGCAAGACUCUAGUGUUUGCUUUACCUCUUGUCAUGUUCUGUCUCGAACAAGAGAAGAAGCUGCCGUUUGGCCAGGGUGAAGGCCCCUAUGGUCUCAUGGUCUGCCCUAGUAGGGAGUUAGCUACUCAAACCCAUGAACUAGUCUGCUAUCUCUCAGAAGAGCUUGCACAUGAAGGAUUCCCUCGUCUCAAGUCUUUGCUUUGUAUUGGAGGGACAGCUGUAAGAGGCCAGGUGGAAGUCUUGAAACGUGGCCUACAUAUCGUCGUGGCUACACCUGGUCGCUUGAUGGACCUACUAGAGAAGCGAAUAAUGAACCUUGAGGUAUGUCGUUACCUGGUGCUGGAUGAGGCAGACCGCAUGAUUGACCUUGGCUUUGAAGAUGACAUCAGGACCAUUUUCUCCUUUUUCAAGUCUCAGAGACAGACACUUCUUUUUAGUGCUACUAUGCCAAAAAAGAUUCAAAACUUUGCUAAGUCUGCUUUAGUGCAACCAGUGAUAGUCAAUGUUGGACGUGCUGGUGCUGCUAGUCUUGAUGUGAUACAAGAGGUCGAGUAUGUGAAGCAGGAAGCUAAGAUUGUCUAUUUGCUUGAGUGUCUUCAGAAAACUGCUCCUCCAGUGCUGAUAUUUUCAGAAAAGAAAGCUGAGGUUGAUGAUAUUCACGAAUAUCUGUUGCUGAAAGGUGUAGAGGCUGUCAGUAUACAUGGGGGAAAGGACCAAGAAGAGAGACAGUGGGCUAUCAAAGAGUUCAAGAGUCAGAGGAAAGAUGUUCUUGUGGCAACUGAUAUAGCAGGGAAAGGACUUGAUUUUCCCAAUAUUCAGCAUGUCAUCAACUAUGAUAUGCCUGCUGAUAUUGAGAAUUAUGGUCUGUAUCUCAAUGUUGUCAGAACUUGCUGUAACCUUGUUGUUAUCCUAUGUAGUUCAUCGCAUUGGCAGAACGGGUAGGUGCGGAAAAACUGGAAUUGCUACAACCUUUGUAAACAAACUCUGUGGUGAGAUGUUACAACAAAACUACUGUAUUUCAAUCCACUUUUGUUCCUACAGAGGAAUCAGUGCUACGAGAUCUAAAGGCUCUACUGAUUGAAGGCAACCAGAAAGUACCUCCUUUUCUCCAUCAGUUGGAUGCUCUCAGUGAAGAUCUCCUUGACCUUGGGGAUGAAAAAGGGUGCUCAUACUGUGGUGGCCUUGGACAUAGGAUUACCGAGUGUCCUAAGCUGGAAAGUGUGCAACAAAAGAAAGCCAGUAACAUAUCAAGAAGAGAUUUCUUGGCGGAAUCUGCAGCCGAUUACUAAUUCAAUGCCACAAAACCUCUACUGUUUGUCCCGGAACACUUAUUUCACAAAUUUCACAAAUGCUGUUUUGCUUUCAUUCUGAUUGUCAUGCAUGAGUAUAUAUAUACCAAGAUUUUUUUACACAAUAUGUUAUGUAUCACCCAGUUCUGAGCAUUGUCUGCACUUGUGUGACAUAAGGGGCAACACAUACUUCUUCCAAUUUUGCUCUAGUGCGCUUUUGUGUACAGUAGCCAAGUUUGUAUUAAGAGCUGUUCACUCCAAGUGAGGUUGCACAUUCGUCAAUGUAUGUAUAUAGGAGUAGUAAAGCACUCUAACUGUGCACCGAAUCGAGUUAACAAUUGCGGCUUGAUAUAGAUACAAGAUACUGAACAAAACAUGACUAACACAUACAUAUACAUAGAGAAGCUAAGCUUGUAGUCAUUUAGACCCCACUCGAGUCUUCUUGUCCCAAGAAAAGUUAGCUCCAUAAGACUUUGAUACCGGCUUCUGUUUAUUUGCCUCUUCCACACUAUAUCUCCAACCGUUUUUGACAGCGAAUGCAAUGGCUUCUUCACUAGUGUCAAAUGUCAGCAUGCCACUGAUAUUGGAGAGGGGAUCCGCACUUGAGGUCCAGCCUAUUAGUGGGUUCUCCCAUCUCUCCUGAGUGUCAAACUCCAAUCUCCACUCCCUGGUGUUCCAGUUACCCGACUGCAUAGCGUUCUUUGCCGGAACAUAUAUUCUUGCUAUCCUGUUCAGUUGCUUUUCAGGAAUCCCACUCAGGGUGCUGACAGAUGUCUGAUCCGUGGGUUUCACUUCUUCCACACUCUUAUUCUCAUCCUUUGGGGUGGUCACCACUGAUUUAGUAUCCAUUGAAGAACACCUUGAUAGUAGGAAGACGCGGGUCCUAGCAGCUCCACCCCAACUGCGCCUCGUCAACGCCGACGCCAUUUUUUGAGUACACGUAUAAUACCUCUUCCUGGCGACUGGCAU
This is a messenger RNA of Geodia barretti, 3569 nucleotides long. NCBI's taxonomy places the organism in Eukaryota, Metazoa, Porifera, Demospongiae, Tetractinellida, Geodiidae. The record is from the annotation of a GenBank genome assembly.